Messenger RNA from Scatophagus argus, 6040 nucleotides. It is a transcript of the gene nectin1b, whose product is annotated as nectin cell adhesion molecule 1b. The transcript is spliced from 6 exons. NCBI's taxonomy places the organism in Eukaryota, Metazoa, Chordata, Actinopteri, Scatophagidae. Gene Ontology annotation, cellular component: adherens junction. The record is from RefSeq and is a predicted model, not a curated record. Bases 900 to 2393 code for a protein of 497 amino acids. Gene Ontology annotation, biological process: heterophilic cell-cell adhesion; homophilic cell-cell adhesion; protein localization to cell junction.
UUCAUCCAGGCGAUGCGUUUGCGUUUUGGAGGACAAUCCAGGCUCCUCCCUUGCACAACGUCACCCGAUCCCGAUCUCUCUCCCAAAGCGUCAGCGAUAGUCAGAAACAUUCUGUGGCGGUAGAUCAGCGGGGCGGUGCGCAUUGCUGGAUAAAGCUUCACUGUAUUUCAUCCUAAACGACUGAGAAAAGGGGGGGCUCAUCCCACCAUUUCUACAGUUACAACUUCACCGGCCUGGUGUGCUGAUCUCUCCGGCUGGCCGUGGCUGCAGGCGGGGAGAACCGGGAACUUAAGGAACUAAAACAGGGACGGUGCCAGCAGAUUAUCACUUAGGUGCUGUGUCAGUGUUGCAGACGGAAGAGCAAGGCGACGUUUCCCCGGAGGAACUCUCCAAGUGUUGGAAACUUCCCAGCACAGCAUCGAUCGAGGACCUCCCGCCCACUUUACUGCUCCACAAUCCUGGAAAGGGGGGGGAGAGAGAGUCCUGCAGCCGCUGCGGUGGAUGGAGCAACAAAGGCUGGAUGGUUAAACUAGAAGAGCUGCUUUGAUAAGAACUCCCCUUUGUCUCCUCGCCUGCUGUUUCCUAAAAUACUCCAUCACCUACAAGGCAAAUCUGCAGCCGCCUGGAUCGCAUUUCGGGGAGCCGGCCAGGUUCUACUUAGUGCAAACUCUCCGCCAGCAAGGGAACCGCCGCAGACGUGAAAUUGAUGCUUUGCCACGGAGACGCGCGCCACCGAUUCUCUAGUUUUGCGAAAGUCUCCAACUGCUCAGCGAGGGAGCUAGACUAGUUCGGGACGAAGUGGGAUUUGCAGAAGUUACAUGCUUGGUCUUUGUCAUCUCGAUUGAGCCCCGUUCACCCACUCUCAGGUUAUCAGAGAAGAUCCGGAUAGUUGCGGAGCCAUGGCGAUGUGUGUGGGGAUAUGGAUACUCCUGUUAGCGCUGCACGUCCAAGGUGGCGAUGGACAGAUGGUACAGAUGGACUCCAGUAAGUCUGGCUUUGUGGGUUCACAAGUGGAACUGCGCUGCAUUUUCAUCAACAGUAACCCACCAGUCAAGAUCUCUCAAGUCACCUGGCAGAAGCUCCUCAAUGGCACCAAACAGAAUGUGGCCAUAGCCAACCCGGCCCUUGGCGUGUCCGUUCUGCCGCCUUUCAAGGAGCGGGUCAGCUUCAAGCAGGUUCUUCAGCGUACGCCCUCGCUGGAGGACACCACCAUCGUGUUCUCCAAUCUGCAGCUGUCUGAUGAAGCUGCCUACAUCUGCGAAUAUACCACAUUUCCUGCGGGCAACCGAGAGAAUAUGGUCAACCUUACUGUAUUUGCUCGACCUAUGACACGUAUGACCUUGACAACGCCCACGAUCGUGGCCAGGGCCCAGAAACGCAAGAUGACUGUUGCCACUUGUGUAUCAGCCAACGGGAAGCCCCCGAGUGUGAUCAAAUGGGACACCAGGUUGAAGGGUGAAGCCACUUUCCAGGAGACUCGGAACCAAAACGGGACGGUGACAGUACGGAGCAACUACGUGGUGGUACCGAGCCGCGAGACCCACAAACAGAAGCUUACGUGUAUCGUGACGUACCGAAAUGAGAAGAUUACAGACAGCGUGGUGCUCAAUGUGCAGUAUGAGCCUGAGGUGAAGAUCGAGGGCUUUGAUGGAAACUGGUACCUGAACCGUCAGAAUGUUCAGCUGACCUGCAGGGCUGAUGCUAACCCCCCUGUCACGAUCUACCAGUGGAAACUCCUGAACGGCUCCCUGCCCAGUAAUGUGGAAAUCAAGAACAACACCCUGUUCUUCAAGGGGCCGGUGACCUACGACCUGGCCGGCACGUACGUCUGUGACGCCACCAAUGGCAUCGGGACUCGCACUGGCAUCGUGGACGUCAACAUCACGGAAUUCCCUAACAACCCGCCACUUGGGGGCCAUGAGAUCCCGCAGGAGCAGAACAAUGCAGGUACCGUCAUCGCGGCCAUUGUGGGGGGAGCCGUCGUGUUGUGUGUGGUUGCCAUUCUGCUCUUCAUAUUCCUGCGCCGCCGCCAGCGCACCUUCAAAGGUGACUACAGCACCAAGAAACAUGUGUUUGGAAACGGGUACAGUAAGGCCGGUGGUCUGCCCGCCCACCCUCCCAUCCCAAAGAACCUGCAGUACCCGGAUGAUUCAGACGACGAGAAGAAACCCGCCCAGAUUGGCGGCCCUGGAGGGUUUGAGGCGAGCGAGCGCGAUUUUGACGCCGAGCAAGAGGACCUGAAGAGGCCCUAUUUCACUGUGGACGAAGGAGAGAGCCGAGAUUAUGACGAGCGGACUCUGGCUUUCCAGUAUGACCCUGAACCUGAGAUAGCUGAUGAUAUGAUCUCUCAAACCGACGGCUCUGUCAUUUCUAAGAAAGAGUGGUAUGUGUAGUGGCAUGCAACAACCAAACCAAACAACCCUCUGUCCCCCACCUGCAUUCCACUGCACCCUUCACCUCCAUCACGACCCUGCCCUCCCAUUUGUCAUACUGCACCCUUCACAGUCCCAUUCCUCUUUUGGUCGACCUAGUAACCCCGUCCCCCUGACUCCCCCCACAUCAGACCCCAUUCAACUAAUCUCAUUUAGAAAAACAAGCGUCUAUUUAAAGUGCUAGCAGCAUCAACUUCUCAAAGUGACAGCAUUGGUAUCAGUUCCAUCAGGUGAAUGGGCAAACAGUACAAACUAAGAUAUGUUAAAGGCCUCGAUGUCACUGACCUACGAGGCCGGUGAGGUGAUUGGUUGAUUAAUACUGGUGUAAUAUUCUUUUCUGUGUAUUUUUUCAUGUUCUAAAUGUAUUAAAUGUAUGAAAAGAGACUGCAGGUGGAGGUUUUGCUGAGCACAUUUGUGAAAGUCCUACACUGGAUGUGCAAUUUGUUUUGUUUUGUUUUUGGGUUUUUUUUCCAUUACCAUUGCCAUUUUGUUACUUUUAUAAUGUCUUUUUGUAUGAUUUUUAAGUGACCAGAGAAUUGAGAGUGUCUUGCAUAAUUACAGGUGGAGUUUUAAGUGUUUGUAAUUUUGUGGUCAAAUGUUUCAGAGAAAGAAAAAAAAAAACAUACAGAACCUUUAUCACUUUUCCCGUUUCUCACUGGGGCUUGGCGUUCAUGACAUGACUCAUUUUUGUAUAUUGACAGCAUUAAAAGCAGAUGUGUUAAUACUGUUUUCCAAAGACAUGCUUAGUAUUCCUUGACCCCUUUGUGUUUGUAUGCUUGGUUAGUUUCUUCACAGAGAGGGACUCAGUCUACUGAGCCAUUUGGACAUAGCAGUAACAAAUAAACAGCAAGUGUUUUCAGUUUUUCUCUCAUCAAAUCAGUGAAUGAGUAUAGCAUGGGAGAGAAGGGCUGCAAUCGUUUCAUACACAGCAAUCACGAUCACAUCCAGAAAAGGUUUGCUGAGUCUCUGUGUCCACAGAAACCUUCAAUGAUGCUCUGAAACGUCACAAUUGUCACUUGACUUGAACGGGUUGACCUGUGUACACGAGCUCUCUAUCUUACCACUAUGAUGAAAUUCUGAUUUUUGUGUUGACUUGUCAUAAUUCUGUUUUGUUCUAACUCUCAUUUUAACAAAUGGAUGUCAGAGGAAAACCUGUUGGAGGUGAUUUCCCAGUGAUGACUCUGUCUCUCCUCACAAGUGUGUGACAAUGUACUGAUGAUUUUGGCUUAAUCUCCCCCUCCCCUCGCCAUCCAUGGACACAAAGGACACGGAUAGGAGGAAAAUGUCAGCUGAUGCUUUUAUUUACAUAUGCAGAGAAAACAUUUUAACAUGUAAAGGGAAUCAUGGUGGUGGCCAUGCCAGAGUUUAUUAAGUCACCUGCUGCUUUCAUGAUGUUUUUUUUUUUCAUCUCUUUUGUUUUCUUUCUAAAAUAAAUUUCAGUAGCUGUUUGGGGGACUUUAAAGGAAUGAAUAGUUGUCCUUCCCCUGGUGUUGGCAUCUGAAUCUGCCAAGAGGGAUACAGUGCUCCUGUCUGAAGGCAUUAUAUUUAUCUGGCUUUUUAAAUCACUGUUAACAAGUGCCAGUGGAUGCUACUGUAGCAUAGCAAAUGAAUCGUUUCUCUCCUCAGCAGUGAGGUCCAUUACCCAAUCAGAAAAAUGCAAUCGCUUCAAAAAAGAAAAAUAUUUAAAAACUCAACAUGGGAUUAAACACAAGCAAAGAGACUAAAUGACAUAUCUGACUGGCUCUGAACAAUAUAAAUACUAUAUUAAUCCUUAUUUUAUGCAUGUUUUUUUGUGUUGGAGUGCGUAUGUUGCUGUUUUUUCUGUAUUAAUUCCAGUGUGUUUGUUCUCAUUUGCAGCUCAAAAGACGACACUUUGUCUGUGUUGUCAGUAUUGACAGAGGUUUGAGUAUAUGGGCACACAGUACCCAGCAACAAUAUUGCAGUUAAUACGCAAAACGUAUAUAAAUAUUUAUAUAAAUAAAUACAAAAAAAAUAACAUCUCUGAGAGCGGAUCUCUCUGCCAGCUGGAGAUGUGAAUGCGUUACAGUUCAUGCUUGUCUACUGUGUGUUUUUAGAUGAGCAUGUUAAUCAUGAGCGCUGAUUUAUAAUGUAUUUCAAACACAAACACAAAAAAUACAAAAUGGUCGUCUUCUUUCAGUUUAGUGUCAUUUUUGCUGGGUUUCAGUUUUGUUCUUGUCUACACACUUAGGUCUGAUUUUUGCUCUGUGUAUCCACUUCAGUUUGAGACCCGAGAUGACAGAAAGUUUCGGAGCAGGUAAAUUAACUGACUGUAGCUACUUUCAAAGUGCGAAAGCAAAUUACAGUUUAUUCUUCGCCUGCUGAUGAGCUGCUUUGCUGUAGCUUUUCAGUUGUUAUAGCAGUUUGCAUCACAGCAUUGUAGAGACAAAUAAAGCAUGUUUUUAUCUUCUUGUAUUCAGUGCCUAUAAACGCCAGGAGAGAUGAGGUCUGAACAGUUGCUGCUCCAUCAUUUAAGUGACUCAUGCCAUAGAAUAACAUAAUAAUUACUAUUGAAAUAUGACAUCGACUGCAAGCCUCUUCAAGUCAGACGGAUGGUGGUUCUUUACUUGCAGUGAAUUUUAGUUGGUAUCGUGGUGUUCCCAGCACUAGCACAAAACUAACGAUUUUCUCAACCUGAUAUUUGAAUCACAUGAUCUCUUAAAAGCUGCAUUCAGUACCAUUUUUAAAGUUUAAUGAUGGCUAAAUGGUGACACAGCACUUUUUGCCUUUCAAAACUGGACGGUGCAAGUCCAAAAGAGAUCAGACUUUUGCAACUUGGUCACGCACCGGUGACUUUUCUAAGCACAACAAUUGAAACUAAUCCGUUAAAAAAAGAGAGAGAGAGAGAUUUAACUUGUUAAUUUAAAUUAAAAAAAAAAACUUGGCCCAAAGCAUAGACUAACUCCGCCCCCUUUUAAAGCACAACUUCAAGGUUUCAUUUCACUUUUUUCUCUGCAUCCAUUCAAAGACCACUGCCACACUUGCUUCUCAGAACAUGUUGGACAAAAAAAAAAAAACCUUUCAGAUCUGAGCUGACAUUCUGUAUUCUGCUAGAUGUAAACAUUGUCGUCAUGUUGUCCGGGUGUUUUGAGUUUCUAUUUUGUAAUACUGACUGUAACUUCAUUCCAUCCUAAUCUACUUUUUGUAUUCAGUAAGUUCAACAUUCCACUGUAAAUACUGUACAUAGGGUUGAGAUUAUAGUCGGGAUUUAUUUAGGGACAACUGCGUAGGGACUCUGUUCAUGUAAAGUCUACCUAUUUUGACUGCAAACAUAGAGACUCGGUGAUGGAUAGAUGAAGUCGAUGCAUAGCUUAUUUCCAAAGUCCCACCUAAAAAUGCUCCUCCGGUACGUUUUUAACAUGCCACUAGCGGCUUCACUGUCAUACAAAGGGGUGAUGCAUACAGUUUGUCGAUUUAAUGUUACUGAGAGAAAAUCAAAAGAGAGAAAAUUGUCUGUAUGCAGCCAUGUGAAUGUAUAUUUCUGAGGGUGUUACAAAUAUGAAAAAAAAAAAAUCUCUUGUUCAAUUGUGAUGACCCAGUGAAGUAACUUGUAUUUGUUUUAAGCAUUAAAUGAGUUCAGUAGUCAACAA